GAUAUUGUCCAACCCGACCCGACAACACUAUCCCCUUCGCCGCUCCCUCUCCCACGCGCGCUCUCCACCGAUCGAAGCUUCCGGCCGCGAUGUUGCCGUGCCGCCCGCUGGCGCCGCCGCCCCUGCCGCGUGCUCUUACCUUCGUGCGGCUCCCGCCGUCGUCGCUGCGGCCGCCGCCCUCGUCGCUGCGCGUGGUGCGGUGCAUGGCGAAGGAGCGGCGGGUGCGGAUGGUGGCGAAGCAGAUCCAGCGGGAGCUCGCCGACAUGCUCACCCGCGACCCCGUCCUGCAGCGCGCGGUCCUCCCCGAGGCCGCGCUCGGCGCCGACCGGUACCUUUCGUCGCUCACAACCAUCGCCGACGUCGAGCUCUCCAACGACCUCCAGGUGUGCAAGGUGUACGUGUCCGUGUUUGGAGACGAGAGGGGGAAGAAGGUUGCCAUUGAGGGGCUCAAGGCCAAGACCAAGUAUGUUAGGAGCCAGAUAGGCAAGCGGAUGAAGCUGCGCCUCACGCCAGAGAUACGGUUCAUCGAGGAUGAGUCCAUGGAGCGCGGAAGCAGGAUCCUUGCUAUACUCGACAAACUAAAGGAGGAAAGGGAACAGCAAGAAGGAAAAGACGGGGAGGAAGAUGCAGAAGGUUCAUAUGUAUCAGAAGAAGAAGAAGGUGACUGGGAUGCAGACGAGCCAGAUGAGGAGGACAUCAUUUAUGUAAAAUAGCCCAUCGCUUCCUAGGAACUUGGUCAUCAUUGAUCCUACCUCAAAACACUGCAGUUCUCUUUGGAGUCUAAUCCAGUGAAGUUCAUAACUCACUGCUCAUCUGCUUGCCGAAGGGCUCCAAGGUAUCUCGGCACUUGAAGAGGUUUGCAGAGACACCUCUUUUUGCCGAUUGAAGCAGGUCAUAUCACACCCCUGCUGCCGAUUAGAAGCUGGUCAUAUCCUUUCUUCAUGGCUCGUCGAUACAGAGGAUAUUCUAAAGAGGAAUUUGGAAGAUAUAUAAUCAUCUUUCUGCCACUAGAUCAUGAUAUCUGACCAUCGGUGCAAGACAGUUUUGACUGAUGUUCAUUCCUGUCUUAUGUUAACUAGUACUUGUUCAAUGUGUAUCUUUCCUAGUUCUUUUUUCAAGAAUGUUUGCCUAGUUAUCUUGCUGUGUUUCAGUUUCCAUUUUCUUCUAUGGUUUGGGUACAGUCUUUACUUCUUUCUCAUCAUUAUGUAAUAGAGUAACAUCAGUUUAAUGAUAAAAGAGCACUUUGUCAUCUGAGCUAGUACAAAAAAUGAUCUGGACAAAGUUACAAAUGUACCCUCCAGCUGAGCUGCUUCUGGAAAUUAGUAGUCCUUCAGUUCCUAAGGUGGUUUGUGCUUUAAUUGAAUUGAUCUGCUGUUCUAGUACAGCUAUGGUUAUUCAGGUGACCAUCAUGAGAAGCAUGACUUGCCUUUUCAGCUCUUAAUUUUAUGCGCUGCAGCAAUUCUAUUUAGUUUCAACUUUUCACCAGCGAAAAUUUUCAUUAGCUAGAAGAGGAUUGUGAAAGCUGAAGAGUACUGUGGUGAACUGGUGAUCCAAUCUCCUGCAUGUGCCUACUUAUUUUGGGCAGGCAUUACAAAUACUGAACAACACAUUUUGCCAUCGUGAAAUUGCUGAUGCUAACGGCUCAUCUGGUUCAAGCAAUCUGCUGAACACACAUCUAAAGAGGAUGAAGUCUUGUUACAAGCACAAGUAACUCAACUGAUCUGGAGGAAAGAGUGUCUACAGAAGCUAUCAGUAGAGUAUCAGCUGUUGUCUUUGGAUGAACAAAGUGCAGACUGCAGAAGAUACUGAAUGGCUUUCCACUAAGAAAUGUGCACCAAACGCUGCAGACUGCACUGUGUUAAAAAAAGGAGAACCAAAAAGGUUCUGAGAAAGAUGGUAACCAAUGGAAGAACCACUGCAUGUCCUAUGGUUGGUCCCUUUCUUUCAGAACGAGAUCCGUUGACCUCAUUUAUGCAUAGUGCAAGCGUGAAGAAACUAAUGAAGAUCGAAAACCUCAUGCUGACCUUUAGAAGGACCAUUUCUCUUGAGUUGAUGUUGAAAUGGUAGGAUUCUACACUUCCAAUGGUGUUUAUUCUGUCCAGUCAGUUAUCAGAUUUAGGGGGGUUGUCGCUGUUUUUACUCCUGUCUGGCUGCUCUGUGUUCCCACUAGGAUUCACAUCUUUCUGCGGCUUUUGUAACUAGAAAUAAUUUGAAAAAGGAAAGUAGAUGAUCUCCCUUGCCUGUUUUGCAAUGAAAAUGAGUCUUUUUGCCA
This is a messenger RNA of Setaria italica (foxtail millet), 2272 nucleotides long. Its product is annotated as probable ribosome-binding factor A, chloroplastic. NCBI's taxonomy places the organism in Eukaryota, Viridiplantae, Streptophyta, Magnoliopsida, Poales, Poaceae. Gene Ontology annotation, biological process: ribosome biogenesis; rRNA processing. The record is from RefSeq and is a predicted model, not a curated record. Gene Ontology annotation, molecular function: ribosomal small subunit binding. The coding region runs from base 90 to 713 and encodes 207 amino acids. The transcript is spliced from 5 exons.